Molecule: messenger RNA, 381 nt
Organism: Trichoderma breve
Lineage: Eukaryota; Fungi; Ascomycota; Sordariomycetes; Hypocreales; Hypocreaceae
Exons: 2
Coding region: 1-381 (126 amino acids)
Source: RefSeq, a predicted model, not a curated record
AUGCCGACACCCGAAUCCGAGCUCUUCAAGAGCCAGAAGCCCACGGUGGCCCCCACAUUCAACGGCGUCGACUUUGACGAUACCAAGGCGUUCAAGGCUGCCGAGGAUGCCAUCAUUCGGGAACAAUGGGUUGGCGCCAUGAUGACUCGCAUCGUCGGCGAGGAAUUGGGCAAGUGCUACGUCCGGGAGGGAGUCAACCACUUGGAGAACUGCGGCCAUUUAAGAGAAAAGUACCUGCAAUUGCUGGGCGCGAACAAGGUCAAGGGAACCAAGUUUAUCCAGCAGAACUACUUGGAGAAGAAGGACCAGGACUUUGAUUUGGAGCGCAAGGUGCACACAAGCGACAAGAUUGCCAAGCUGAACCAGGGACGAUUCUCAUGA